AGAUAUAAUGCUAAAGCACACCAUCUUUGUGCUGAGAAAAACCUUGCACAAAAACUUUUUUAUGUCAGCAACAUCAAUUUGGGAGGAUGGUACAUGAUUGUAAUGAAAAAUAUUAAUGUUGAAACAUUACAGACUGCCAACAUUACAAAAGAGGAAUAUAAUGAUGUUUUAAAAAAUAUUCAAGAGGCAAUUGACACUUUGCACACUAAUGAUAUUGUUUUUGGUGACUUACAUAGUUCAAACAUAAUGAUAGAAAAGGUUCAUGGAAAGUUACAAGUAAUGCUUAUAGACUUUGACUGGGCUGGAAUACAUCAAAAAGAUUGUUAUACACCUAUAAUUAAUCCAGAAAUUAAAUGGGCAAGUGGGACUGAAGGAAAUGCUUUAAUGCACAAAGAUCAUGAUUUACACUGGCUAGA
This is a messenger RNA of Entrophospora candida, 416 nucleotides long. Lineage: Eukaryota; Fungi; Glomeromycota; Glomeromycetes; Entrophosporales; Entrophosporaceae. The record is from the annotation of a GenBank genome assembly.